UAUCUGAACUCUGUGGGAACAUAGUAACUGUACUGCAUGUAGCCUACCCAUUUCUUGUCUUAGUAAGAAACACUGAAGAAAACAAUAGCAUCCACGAUGGAUCCGGACAAAGCUAGCCCGUCCCCCUCCACCCUCCAGGAGUCCCCAGGUCAACUGCCUCUCCGAACUUUACUGCUGGUUCUGGUCGACUGCAGGAAAACACCGGGACAGAGUGGAACUGAGAGACUAGAAGAGGAACAUGGAGAUGUGAUUUCAUUAAGGGACAUCCCUAAUCGUUGCUCUCUUAGAGGGAGGGGCUUAUCAUCUGGGGAGCCUCAACAACAUCAUGAUGCUGACAAGAAAGAGAAGAGUCUCUCCAGAUCAGAACAUCUCAGUAAACACCAGCAGAGACGUAUAGGGAAGAAACCUCACCACUGCUGCUCUGACUGUGGGAAGAGUUUUGCUAAACAAGAUUUGACAAUUCAUAAGCAAAUUCACACUCUAGAGCACGCAUCUAAAACCUUAAAAUCUCAGAGAAUUCAUUCAGGGAAGGGACCUUAUACCUGCUUUGAUUGUGGGAAAUACUUAAUUCAGUCAGGAGCCCAGACCAAACACACAGGAGAGAAACCUUAUAGCUGUGAUCAGUGUGGGAAGAGUUUUGCUCAAGAUUCCACCCUGACUAGACAUCAACGCAUACACACAGGAGAGAAGCCUUAUAGCUGUGAUCAGUGUGGGAAGAGCUUCUAUCAAUCAGGACACCUGACUCUACAUCAGCGCAUACACACAGGAGAGAAGCCUUAUAGCUGUGAUCAGUGUGGGAAGGGCUUCAGGAUGUCAGGAUCCCUGACUAGACACCAACGCAUACACACAGGAGAGAAGCCUUAUAGCUGUGAUCAGUGUGAGAAGAGCUUCUAUCAAUCAGGACACCUGACUCUACAUCAGCGCAUACAUACAGGAGAGAAGCCUUAUAGCUGUGAUCAGUGUGGGAAGAGCUUCAAUCAAUCAGGAGACCUGACUCAACAUCAACGCAUACACACAGGAGAGAAGCCUUAUAGCUGUGAUCAGUGUGGGAAGAGCUUCAAUCAUUCAGGAAACCUGACUACACACCAACUCAUACACACAGGAGCGAAGCCUUAUAGCUGUGAUCAGUGUGGAAAGAGCUUCAGUCGAUCAGGAGACCUGACUCUACACCAACGCAUACACACAGGAGAGAAACCAUAUAGCUGUGUUCAGUGUGGGAAGAGCUUCAGUCGAUCAGGAUCCCUGACUACACACCAGCUCAUACACACAGGAGCGAAGCCUUAUAGCUGUGAUCAAUGUGGGAAGAACUUCAAUCAAUCAGGACACCUGAAGGCACACCAACGCAUACACACAGGAGAGAAGCCUUAUAGCUGUGAUCAGUGUGGGAAGAGCUUCAGUCGAUCAGAAUCCCUGACUACACACCAAUUCAUACACACAGGAGAGAAGCCUUAUAGCUGUGAUCAGUGUGCGAAGAGUUUUGCUCAUUCAGCAUCACUGAAAAACCACCAGAAAGCACAAACAUGUUUUCUUUCAUCUCCCUUCUCUCUGGCACCCGUUCCAAAUCCCUAAAUAAAGUUUACAUAGAAAACAUCUUGUAAACAGUCAUCCAUCUCCCAUUCUCUAACACUUUAGUAAGUCUGAUUGAUCCAUAUGUUACAAACGUCUUGGAGUAGAAGUGCUGUGUGUGUGGUGGGGUGGGGGAGGAGGUUUUCAGAGCUAUCUUUUAAUUUAUGAACUCGUAUUAUCCAUUUAAUAAUGUAUAAUAAAAUGUUUCACCAAUGGUAGGUGUAUAUUCAUGUGUGGGGGAAAUGUUAUCUGAAGAAAGAGUCUGGAAUUGUACAUCAUGUCUCAUACAGUCAUUGGCUCCUGUCGGUGCUGGGUAGAGAUAUGAGGGGGAGACGGUCAUGACCCCCUCAGACCUUUUGGCAGAACGCUCAGAAUAUGUUCUAUAAUUUACAUGCAGGAACCAAAUGUUAAUGAUGAAUAAUGUAAAUCAAGCAAAUAUAACUUGUCUGUGUUACCAGUAUAUAAGAGGACUAACGGGACUGCCCCGAAAGAGCUCCUGACCGACGUGUACUAUGGUGCAGUAAGUUUGUUGGAAUCUCUCCAGCUGGCUGAUAAUAAAUACUUAUUAAUUUAA
Oncorhynchus masou masou (cherry salmon) is the source of this 2140-nucleotide messenger RNA. RefSeq names its product zinc finger protein 501-like. The coding region runs from base 97 to 1569 and encodes 490 amino acids. The transcript has 3 exons. The record is from RefSeq and is a predicted model, not a curated record. NCBI's taxonomy places the organism in Eukaryota, Metazoa, Chordata, Actinopteri, Salmoniformes, Salmonidae.